CCGGGACUGGCUGCACUAGCAAACGCAAAAAGUCAUCAUCAUCAUUCUCUCAGUGACUUCCUCUCUGCCCUGCCUGCUCUGCUGGCAACGACUGCUCGACUUCUUCUCACUGCCUCGAGUCCUACGUCGCCUUGCCACGGUCGAAGUCGAGCCAAGGCACAGGCCUUGAACACCAGAGAGGGAAAAAAAAGAUACAUCUUGACCAGCAUCACUCUACCUAGGUACCUAAGGUUGUCCGACCCGGACGCUACUUCCUAAUACCCAGACCACCUCACACACACACACAUCCACCCACCCACCCACCUACCUAAUAACCCAGACGUCCGAUUCGACCCGCCAGUUCGCCGUCGUCUCGUUUCCCGCAUACCUCUUUACUCUUCUCCAUCUUGGAGCAUUCGCCUGAUUUCUCUCCAUCACCUCAAACCGCACCAGCCGACGACCGCCACCUCGAAACGAGUGCCCUCGCACCAAACUCCGCUGCAAAGGAAAUCCAUCUUGCGCAUCUCUGGCCAACAAAAACAAGAGUCUUUCUUUGCUCUACCUCUCGCCUGCUUUCAUACCCGUUGAUCGUUGACUCGAGCCCGCGCAACAACUUCGAGGAACAAACCCCGUCCCUCUUUUCCCCUUUGGUGAGUGGUUUCCCUGUCAGUCCGCUACAACCCCUGCGCAAAAAAAGCCGCGAGACAUUUAACCGCGCCGCCGCCCAUACCCAAAAAUUUAUUUUCCCUGUCUUUCCCGUUGGCCUCUCCCCUGACACUGCGGCGCCGUUCUUCAACCCAUCCCUUUGCGACACCGUUCCUACUGAGGCUUCUCAACCGCGCCUCUGGUCUCGAACAUCGCCUUGAGAAGACCUGAACUGAUUUUUCCCUUCUUCCAGAAAGGAUCAGAAAUCUCUCGACCGGCCUUUUUCGCGCGGCACUUUCCUCUCGACCUCUCAGACAACAACUGUGGCCAACCGGGUUUCAUCUCCCUCAACCACAAGCAUCACCAUGUCCUACUACGAGAACAACCCGCAAUGGUCCAAUCCCGGCCAGAACAACUGGGAACACCAAGCGCCUCCUGCCCGUGCUGGUGAGUCGGCCCAGUUGUCGCAACAGCACCAAAUCGCAAAACCAGACGCCGGAAUUGACUCGAGGUUCUCGCCAACAGGUGCCAGCGGCCCAACGCCCCAGGACGACUUCGCAUUCUUCUACCAAUUCGAGGAUGUGGUGCGGACACUGACUGCUAGGCCUACAGAGGUUGAUCGUGCGUACGAGAAUCUCGCCAAGGGCGGGAAGUCAUACGGCAUGGGCGGUCGCGGACGUGAGUACCCAACCCCUGGUGGCCCCAAGAUGGGUCCCGCCGGUCAUGGUCCCGCCAGAAAAUCCCUCGACUUCACCGGACGCAUGGGAGCCGGAGCCGGUCCCGGACCCAGACCGCACUCGAUGAACCAGUUCGAUGAUGCCCGAGGCCACCCCAACUCGAACCUCCAGAACUUUUACGCCUCCCAGCGCCACCAGCCCUCCCGAGGCUCCAACGACGCGGAACAGAUGAUGCAGGCCAAGAGAAGGAUGGCCGCCCAACGGGAGCGGGAACUGCGAAACCUGCACACUGAGCAGCAAUACCAACGAACCGUCGUUUCUGACAUCCCCUACGGUGCCAAGGCCAUGUCCGAGGAGGAGACUCGCGACUUGAUUGCUCGUCAGCGGAGCGCCUUGUAUGGCGAGGGUCCGUUUGCUGAGAAGGCAGGCUAUGUCGACGAGAACGGAGUCGUGCGCACUGGCGUUCCGACCCAUAGCGGCCCCUCCAGCCUGCGUGGUCAAUCUCCCUUGACCUACGAUCCGGCUCGCGGCCCGCCUCCUCACGGUGAUGCUCAUACUCCCGUUUCGGCUACUGAUGCCGGUCCCGGGCCCAUUGCUGGACCCCCGGGCGAACAAGGCUCGCGUGGUGGCAGCAUCGCCAGCCCUCAGCCUAACGCUCCGAGCAACAACAAGAGUGCGUUCGAGUCCGCGGUCAACCAGGCUGCGGCCCGCACCAACAACUCUUCGCCUGGCGGCUCCCCGCCGCGUCAGGAACUCCCGGCCGGAGCCAAAUCGGGCCAGACCGUUGCUCCCAUUGGCACUCGACCUUCAGGAAACCAGGCUGGAGCCUCGAACCCGUCCUCGAAGAGAUCUACCACACCAUUGGCAUCCCCUGGCGGUUGGGGCCGUGGAAAUGGGGUGUGGGGCCCCCAGUCUUCCGGCCUGAGCCAGCCUCCCGCGAGCGUCUGGGGCUAGAAGAACUCGACGCCUUGAACCGCAUCACGUCAUUUGGAAACGUUGGCGCAAUUAUGGAAUUGAACAGGAAGAGAAUGAUGGUUAGGAGGUUUGCGCGGGUGGGGUUUCAGCUUGAUUUCAACAUCGAUUGAUUUUCCACGGUCACGGAAAACUUGAUAUAUACCUCGGUCUCGACACGGUACUCGGAGUGAGGGUGUCCUUCGGCAUCUUUUGAGGAGUUUUCUUUUUACACCAUAAGCAGGGGCCGAAUCCUGCAACCUCGGAGUCGAACAGUAUUGCUACGGGGUAAAAGGAGAUGCAUGUCAAAGGAACACGAAAGAGGGGGUCAGCAGUUGUUUAGGGUGUUGGCAGGGAGAUCACAGCGUCAAGGAACUGUUUCGGGUGAUCUGGGAAAUUCAGGCGACUGUGAACACGGAGCAGGGCGAUUCAUUUUUCUGUUCUUUUGGGCAGUUGUCCGUUCGGGCUGGGCAUGGAAUGAUUCGGGUGCCAAAAGCGUCGGAGGGCAACCUAUGAUUCGAAUUGCAAGCAUACAAUACGGCGUGGGCGUGUAUUCCGACAUCUGGUUUGACUCGAAUGGGUUGGGACUGGGAAACGCACAUCCGGGGAGUUGGUACAAAGCACACAAGACGACUCUUCUUUUCACACGGCGAAAAAAAUCACACAAAAAAUCAGGGAUUUGGGGAAUCGGGGUGUUUCUGGAUUCUUACUUUGGGGGGGAUCCGUUUUUCCUUGUCUUCCUGCUAUGGGGGUUCUUACACCGGAAGGUUGCGCCGCAGGAGUUCUUCACUUGCCUUUCCAACCCUUGACUGCUUCUGGGACACCGGGACGGUCAGGGCUAUAAUGAGGUUUCGUGAUUCUUUUCGACACGGAAAAGAAGAGGGAAACUUGGCCGCAUCAAGAGAGGGGAUUUGGUCAGGAAAGAUGCGGAUUAGAUCAUCAACAUGGGUUUGCGUUGGAGACGGAUCGGAUGGGACUGUUUUUUCUUCAUAGUUUUGUUUUGGCAUGCACGCUUCGCUCAGGACAGAGCAGCAACCUAAUCAAAAAAAUACAUGGAUUUUGGUUUCCCCCCAAGUUUUAUCUGGCCUCUGAAUGUUCGUGCUCGUAUGCUGAAGUUGAUGAUUUGCUGGGGAGCAAGGAGUGACGGGAGAGCAUAAUCCUCAAAGGUCUAGG
Messenger RNA from Colletotrichum scovillei, 3425 nucleotides. RefSeq lists its product as uncharacterized. The record is from RefSeq and is a predicted model, not a curated record. NCBI's taxonomy places the organism in Eukaryota, Fungi, Ascomycota, Sordariomycetes, Glomerellales, Glomerellaceae. The coding region runs from base 990 to 2255 and encodes 421 amino acids. The transcript is spliced from 4 exons.